GCGGCUGACGGUUGCCAUGGCAGAGUGACGCCGAGGCGGGACAGGAAGUGACGCAAGACUACUUCCGCUUCCGCACCCGCAGCGCUUCCGGAUGGGAAGAAAGGUGGCGGCACUGUGAGAGUUUCCCUACAGGAACAGAAUGGAAGGAGGAUCGAACAGACUGGAAAUUCACACCCCAGUGUUUGACAAGAAGAAGAAAAAAUACUCUGUAUGUAAGGAAGGACAUCUCAGGAGGUCCCCUGAAGGCUUUGGAGACUCCCCUCUGACAAGCAAACAGCGUCGCGCAGCCAAGAGCAAAAAGAGAAAGGCUUUCCAGCAUUUUCCUUCUUCCCCUUUGCAAAACUCAGAAACUUGUGACGAGGCUGAAAAGGCCACGUCUGUACCCAAAAAGCAUAAAAAGAGAAGGCAGAGGGCUUUGGGGGUCGAUGAGGAAACAGGCGUGGCGUACGUGCUGGUGGAUAAAGAAAACAUCGAGAACACGCCAAAGAACUUCAGGAGGGACGUCGAUGUGGUGUAUGUGGACACAAACAAGGGACAAGAGCUGGAAGCAGACGAACCGCAGUCAGUUCCUAAGUCGCAUGGAAAUGAAUCCAAAGAACCGCCUCGUAAAGUUAGGGAGAAAAAGAGUAGAAAACAUCGGAAGACAAUGGCACUCGGUGACGGUGUGCAGGGAAGCCCGUGUGCCAGCCUUGCUCUGCCCGAGGCGGAAGCACACGAGCCAGAAGCCCCGCUCUGUGUGCACCCAGAGGGCAAAAUCGCACAGCUGCUGACAUCCGCUGAUAAAAAAAAGUCUAAGAAGAAAAAGAGGAAGAGAAGAAUUUCAGAUAACCAGGGACUCGAGACAUCGCCCGGGCCGGAGGGUGUGGAGAAGGGUGUGGAGAACGCGCACUCUGAAGGAUCUGGAGGGUUCGGUGAGGUCGGGACUGCAGAGGGCAGGCAGGACGCCAGCAGCGUAAAGAAAAGGUCUAAGAAAAGGAAGCGAAGGUCUUCUGUUGAAAGCCCUGUGACUCCUGGUGGUGAGUUUUCAGUGCCCGCCGCCAGCUUGGAGGACACGCGCUUUGAUGCCCUGGAAGAUAGUGGCACCUCAGUUGAAGAAAGUGUGAAACCCAGGCCACAGGAGGAGAAAACCCAGGCCUGGUUGGAAGAGGUGCAGAGGCUAGAACCUGCAAAUGAAGAAGAAGGCAAUCUGGAAUUGGCUAAAGAUUCCGAAACAAGGUGUUUAUCUGAAGAUUCGAGAGACGGGGGUGACUCGGAUGUGGAUUUGGACUCUGCCGUGAAGCAGCUCCAGGAGUUCAUCCCCGACAUCAAGGAAAGGGCCGCCACCACCAUCAAGCGGAUGUACCGGGACGACUUGGACCGGUUCAAGGAAUUUAAAGCCCAGGGUGUCGCGAUUAGAUUUGGCAAGUUUUCCGUAAAGGAAAAUAAGCAGUUAGAGAAAAAUGUGCAAGAAUUUCUAGCCCUGACCGGAAUUGAGAAUGCGGACAAGCUGCUAUACACGGACAGAUACCCAGAGGAGAAAUCCGUGAUCACCGACCUAAAAAGAAAAUACGCCUUUAGAUUGCACAUUGGGAAGGGCAUUGCCCGGCCCUGGAAACUUGUUUACUAUCGAGCAAAGAAGAUGUUUGACGUCAACAAUUACAAAGGCAGGUACAGCAAAGGAGAUACGGAGAAGUUAAAGAUCUACCAAUCCCUGCACGGGAACGACUGGAAGAAGAUUGGCGAUUUGGUGGCUCGAAGUAGCCUCUCCGUUGCGCUCAAGUUCUCCCAGAUCAGCAGCCCAAGAAACCACGGUCCAUGGAGUAAGACGGAAACCCAGAAACUAAUCAAGGCUGUCGAAGAAGUGAUUCUAAAGAAAAUGUCUCCCCACGAGAUAAAAGAGGUGGAUUCUAAACUCCAGGAGAACCCAGAAGGCUGCCUGGCUGUUGUCAGGGAAAAUCUGUACAAGGGCAUAUCUUGGGUCGAAGUAGAAGCCAAAGUAGAAACCAGAAAUUGGAUGCAGUGUAAAAGUAAGUGGACGGAAAUUCUAACGAAGAGAAUGACGAAUGGUCGGGAGGUGUACCGUGGAGUGAACGCCCUGCAGGCCAAAAUCAACCUUAUCGAAAGAUUGUAUGAAAUAAAUGUGGAAGAUGCCAAUGAAAUAGACUGGGAAGAUCUUGCUAGUACCAUCGGUGAUGUGCCGCCAUCCUACGUGCAAAGCAAAUUUUAUAAGCUGAAAGCUACCUGUGUUCCCUUUUGGCAGAAGAAGACUUUUCCAGAGAUCAUAGACUACCUUUACGAGACCAGUCUGCCUCUGCUUAAGGAAAAGUUAGAGAAGAAGAUGGAGAAGAAAGGUGCUGAAAUCCAGACUCCCGCGACGCCCAGGCCCGUCUUCCUGCUCAGAGACAUCUUCUACUGUGACGACAACAGUGAGGGGGAAGAUGGGGAGGGGCAGAGUUAAGGGGAAAGACUCUCCAGCUUUGGCUGCGUUUCCUUGCAUGGGGCAGAGAAGCUAUUUUCAGGAUUGAUGGUUAGUAGAGAAGGGGUCACGGCCACAGGAAGGGGAAGGGAAAGACAAUGAUACCUUGUGUGCUGGAACGUUCGAAAGCGAUUCGCACGUCCAUGCUCUAGCGCGUCGGAGCGUGCAAAGAAAGAGGCGCGUAGGAGUUGAUAUAAUUCUUCUGCACCGUUGAAAAUCAUCACAACGAACGGUUCUUAUAAAACAGUCUCCCGAGUUCCUCUCAUGGCAGCAGAGGGUGGAGGUCCGUCCCGUGAGCGUUUCCUGGUGUGGAUUUCAACGUAUGCACGCUCCGCAAAACGGGGGACGCGACCAGGUUCAGUUCACGUGCCUACCGGUUUGCUUUCUGUCUUCCCAUGGUGGUUCUGUGUUCUCAGCGUACGCGAGUGUUAGGUGAGCACUAACGGGGGUGUGGAUCCGCUGGCCUCCCAGACUGGCUUCGCUUUGCACGCGCCUGCCUUCGUCAGCGGGCUUCCUCUCCCUGAGUGAGUCAAGUGCUCCAGGGUGCGUAUCUGCUCACAAGAUGUGUUCUCAGAGCCACUGAAUUCACCUGGUGUCUGAUUGGAAAAAAACAAGAACAGAAACCCAGCAGACUUUUCCACCGCUUCCAGAAGAUCUGACUCUGUUAGGUUUACGGAGAGAUGCUGUGUGCGUCUAAGGCACAGCUCACGCCUCACGGGAGUUCAAGGAUGCUUUAAGUGUUGGGCUGUUCCGUCCGCCAGGAAAGCAAAACCACUCUAGGCAGUUCAAACAGAGAAGGAUUCAACCUAGGGACUUAGGUCAGCACGUCGUUAAACAGGAUCGAAGGAGCGAACGGGGGGAAGGCGGGAUUCCCGAGCAGCGGGUAACUGCGGAGAGGCGGCUGCAGCCCCGCGGGCCCCCAGCGGGCCCCGUCCCCGUCCCGCUCCUGCAGCUCCGGGUUGUCUCUUGCCGCUGCCCCAGCGGGACCCUUGUCUCCUGGGAACAGGGCGGCUGCUGCCUGGCUCCGGCCUGCUGGCCUCUCCCGAGUGCCCCCCCACCCCGCCCCCAGGGCAGCCCCUCUCCCGACCCUGCCUCCAGGCUUCCAGCCACGCCCAUGCCAGGGAGGACAUAGGAAAGCGUGGGUGAACAGCGUCCGUGUGGUGACAUCGUCUGUGCCGAGCCGGAACCGCACUGUCUCCAGAGCGUCCCCUCCCAUGUCCUCUAUGUGACGUCACAAGUGUGCUGUCGGUUAAUUCAUCCACAAAGCUAGACGUUUCCCACCACCGCCGGACUUGGAGAAGGAAGAAUACAGGGACUAGCGUGGGAGUCCAGUCACCAGCAUAUCCCCAGCACCUUUCCCAGCGUGGUGCAUAAGGGACACUCGUAAAUGUGCAGCAAACGCAUGACUAGUCCCCUUGAGCAACCCAUUGUCACAGCAUUGUCCCUGUGUCCCCUCCUGCCCGGCAGACAUGCCCAUCUCCACGCUGACGGGAAUACACGGUCCUUCCAGAGAACAGGUGGAAAGACCUCAGAGCCUUAAGAAUGUAUGUGAUGUAAGAUGCAGCCAUUUCACUUCUAGAAAUCAGAGGACUGGUGCCUCGCAAUGGCAUCUUUGUAAUUUGAAAAACAAAAAAAUGUAAAUGUUCCUUGAUGGGAACUUGUUACUGCAUAUUCCUAGAAUGGGAUAGUAUCCAGUAAUUUGAAAUGAACAUGAUCGAUUGGGUUACCGUAAAAAGAGGUAAAGAGAAUUAAAACAUUUCAGAAGAGUAUAUAUUUUCAGUUUUGUAAAAGUGAAAAAAAAAAUUGUGUGUACAUGGAUGCAUUAAAACAUGGGAGAAAUCAAACCCCAAGUUUUGUGAGCAGUUUUCUUGGGACAGUGGGACUGUGGAUUUACAGGUUGGAACUCUCAAUUUGCAAGUGCUAGAAAGUGGACCGGGUAAAUCUACGGAUUCCGGGAGCCCUCAAGCCCGAAAGAAAGGCCAGAGGCGACCAUUCGACUCAAGAACUGGUCUGGCCACUCGGAGUCCCCAGAGAUGGGGUUUCCUACGGAGUCUCUGCUCUCCCCCCACCAGCGCCUACUUCUCUUCGGUGCACACACGGCGGCCCCUUCACCUCCCACCCGUGCCCGCAGACGUGAUCCUCAUCCAGAGAAAGGAAAACAGACCUCUUCCUAUUGCUCUUAAGUCCUAGGCUUUGUUCCUGGUGCCUGAGUUAGAGCUUGGGCCCGACUCUUGACACAUUGCCGGAACCGAGGAGGUAGGAUGGUAUUCAGUGCAAGCUCCCCUCUGGAGCUAGGGUUUAGCCGUGUGUGCCCUGAGUGGCUGAGAGGUAGGUAUCCCAGUGCAAAGAAUCAGUGUCCUGUGAGCAAAGAGGGAAAACAGACUCCGAGGAAGCAGCCCACUACUGUGUGUUCACGGUGACUAAUUGCCUGGGCUAUGGGUUUUACAAUAACCUUUGGUACUUUUUGUACAAUUUCUAUUUAAAAAAAAUUUUUAACAUUUUUUAUUGUUGAGAGACAGAGAA
Hyaena hyaena (striped hyena) is the source of this 4978-nucleotide messenger RNA. RefSeq names its product transcription termination factor 1 (gene TTF1). The coding region runs from base 140 to 2437 and encodes 765 amino acids. Lineage: Eukaryota; Metazoa; Chordata; Mammalia; Carnivora; Hyaenidae. The transcript is spliced from 11 exons. The record is from RefSeq and is a predicted model, not a curated record.